CGUUAUUGUUCGUUGACUACAAUCACGUGACCAGUUUGUUGUGGUGAUAGCCGUGUGACGUCAUUUUCGCCAACCUGUCGCGAUCCACAUCGCAGUCGUGAGCUAUUUUAAGAACUCCACGUGGCUAGAAAUUGACAGGGCAAAGUUGCGUGUUGUAUAUUUCGCCGCCUGGCUUCCUGAAUGUGAAGUAUAUAAGGGUGUCAGUGGUGUGUGUGGUCAUAUCAGCGUGAGGCAGUCAGACAGAGAACGUUUGGGAUAAUAGCUGGUGAUAAUUCAGAGUGGGAACGGACAACGGACUCUUUGUUAUUCACUUACACUGUUUCUACAGAACGGGACACAUUUCAAGGAACAUUCAUCGUGUUCAGGUGAUAUUUUGUGAUAUCGCUAUGGGUUUGAUACUAUCACGGCUUAUGCAGAUCUACAGUGAGUUUUCAUCGGAACCAGCUCGGAUCCUGAUGCUGGGACUGGAUGCAGCAGGUAAGACGACCAUCCUGUACAAGCUGAAGCUGAACGAGAGCGUGUGUACCAUCCCCACCAUCGGCUUCAACGUGGAGACGGUCAGUCCGGUGAAGGGCGUGACGUUCACGGUGUGGGACGUUGGCGGCCAGGAGAAGAUCAGACAGCUGUGGAAACACUACUACCUGAACACACAAGGUCUGAUCUACGUGGUGGACAGCGCAGACCGCCUGCGUAUAAAGGAAGCCAGGUCGGAGCUGCAUGGAAUCUGCAGUACGCCGGAGAUGGUGGGGGUACCGGUGGUGGUGAUCGCCAACAAGCAGGACUUGCCAGGUGCCCUAAAACCCUCGGAUGUCGUCGAGGAACUUGACAUGAGGGACCUCAGUAACCGGAAAUGGUACAUACACGGCGCAUGCGCACCAAAUGGAGAAGGGUUAUUGGAAUCAGUGCAGGAAAUGUCGCGACUCGUGAAAGACUUUCAGAAAGCUCGUCAAUGAUGACAGUGGACGUUCCACAACACCAAGCAUAAUAAAGAAUCAAAACAGCACAAUCAACAAGUAUGUGGUAUACAGGGCCCUGCUCCCCGUCUGAAGUUCAGCGAGACACCAUAUAAGUCGAGAGGAUAAGUUCUGGUGCGAGUCAGUGCGUCUGCCACCCCGCAGGUAACUUCUUUUGGGAGAGAUACUUGAACUCGUUCUUCAAGGUUCUUACAAGGCUGGCAAUUCAAGGUUCUCACAACGGUGGCAAUGUGAAGUUCAAAUUUCCUUGGAUAUUGAAAUCACCGAAAUGAUCAUGUGAGUGUUGUGUGACGCCGCAUGAGCGGUUAUGUAGCCAUUGGCGGUGUACUGUGUCUGAAAUUAGACUGUGAUAGCUCAGGUACGUUAAGUUUGAAACUCUUCAGAAAUCAACGAAUGACUUUAUUUACAGUGUCAUAGAUUCAUUUUUAUUUUGUUGUGUAGUUGUAAAUAUGUUGUAAAUAUUGUUUGUAUUUGUUGUUUAUAAUAAAAACGUUUUU
Molecule: messenger RNA, 1471 nt
Organism: Haliotis rufescens (red abalone)
Lineage: Eukaryota; Metazoa; Mollusca; Gastropoda; Lepetellida; Haliotidae
Product: ADP-ribosylation factor 6-like
Exons: 4
Coding region: 387-953 (188 amino acids)
Biological process (GO): vesicle-mediated transport; intracellular protein transport
Cellular component (GO): cytoplasm; plasma membrane
Molecular function (GO): GTPase activity; GTP binding
Source: RefSeq, a predicted model, not a curated record